GAAACUUUAGGGAAUAUUUACAGGAAGACAACAGCCUAUCAAAAUGACGACUACAUCAAUAAUGUAUUCUGUCGCCAUGGCAAUGCUUAAUGCUACUGCGGAACCAUAUUCCGAACCGGAGCCAGAACCGGAAUCCGAACCCGAGCCUGAACCGGAGACGAUCAUGGGUAGCAUGGAGCCGGAGCCGUGGAUAACCGGUAUGUUGUCUGGCGAGCCGUUUGCUGAGAUUUCAUCGGAACCGGUGGCAGAACCGGAACCGACAAUGAACUUUUGUGUGCAGGUCAUCCUCGCCCUCAUCGCCGCAAUCAUCCUCGUGGUCGGGACGGUCGGUAACGCACUCGUUAUCGCCGUCAUUUCCAGAAUGAGAGCGGAUCGAACGGUUACAGAAUUAUUCCUCCUCUCCCUUGCCAUUGCUGAUGUAUUUGUUUGUGUGAUAUGUACUCCACUCAUCAUCGUUGGUAUCACAGUUCAACAAGGGCAUACUGGUGUCUCAUACAUCGUGGAGCAGGUCAUGUUCUAUUUUUCAUCCGUUGCUUCAAUCCUGAGUCUAUCUGCAAUCGCUCUAGACCGCCACGAUGCUGUCAUACAUCCUAUGUCUAGGAGACUCAACAUCCAGCGCUCAAAACAGGUCCUCGUGGUCAUCUGGUUGAUAUCGAGUGCAGCAGCUGUCACCAUCUUCUUCAUACCCCAGAAGUACGAGUUCGCCGUCCUGGCCGUGUUUUUCAUCGUCCCCCUCGUGUUCAUGGUCGCCUGCUAUUACCGGAUCGUCCGUGUAGCCAGGCAGGCUGCGUCGAGGGUGAGGAAAGCCAGCGAGGCGGGAAUGAGAAAGACUACUAAAAGUCCGCCUCGUAUGGACAAGACACUUCGUAUGGUGAUCGUCGUCCUAGUCAUCUUCGUCAUUUCUUGGUUACCAUCCCUCAUCAGUCGCCUCCUCAAGUACACCAUGCCGAUGACAGCGGGUCAGAAGGCGACCAUGGAAGUCACUGCGUGCCUCAUCGCCUACGCUGGAAGCGCGCUCAAUUUCGUCGUCUACGCCUUCAUGAGUCGGAAAUUCCAGCGCGGACUUAUUACGCUCCUCGGCUGUCAACGUUAUUUCAAUCGCAAAGUCGACCCAGACACCAAACCCAAGAGCGACAUCGGCAAGACGUGCAUCCACCUCGCCGUCGAGGUCCCUGUCGACGACGACCAGGAGAAGAACACAGGGUACAUGACAUACCCUUCGAUCUCAUCGAGGUCGAGAGACGUGAAUGAAAAACAUCUCUUAUAAAACGAUAAAGAAGAUGGCAUUUUGACUCUGUGAAUCAUUGAUCUUUUACCCUACUGACAUGACUGAAUUCGAAGAUCGUGAGAUGUGAAAUCGGUGGCGCCCUGGCUCUGAAAUACGUGACAUAAUUAUAUUCUGCAAGACGAAUUCGUUUAGCGCGUUCUAUAAAGAAUGCGUCACUUCUUAACACAGAGACCGAUACAUCAAAAUAAGAGUUUCCUUUGACACAUAAGUGACGUCAUUGGUGGAAGAUAUUUUCGGACAUGAAGAAAUGGACAUCUCGAUUUGAUAGAAUUAAUGUAUGGAGCAGUUGCAACGGCAUUGCUUGAAAAAAAAAUCAAAUAUUGACGCUCAAAAAAUGGAGAACCUUGUAAUGAGAAAAUCCAGGCUCUCCACAUGUAAAUAUGACAAAUCUUUGACGGCGACAAAGUGUAUUUGGCAUAUUUAGGGCAAAUCAUUGGAGGGAACAUUGAUUAUCAAAACAACGACAGAAUAUGAUUUCCAAGGUAAUCUGUCGCCAUUAUGUACACCAAAAGACUGUAUUUGAAUGCUGCAUGCGUCAGUGUCAAUUCACUUGGUUCUUGUUAUAGCAUUAAUGCAAAUAGAAGUUUAAAGGUUGAUAGUAAUAAUUAUAUUACAAUGUUGUUUAAUAUUAUUGUUUCUUCAAAGUGAUUUAAAUAGUGGUGAAUUUUGGGAAUUCUAACAGAUAAAAAUGAAUGUAAUUCCAUUUCAUAUUUCACCAUGUAGUUAUGGCUGCAAGGAUAUCACGUAUUUUUCGUAGAAUAUAUUUUUGAAAUGAAAAUUGAAAAUUUGAAGUAAAUAAAAUUCAUUGUUGAAUCAUUUACAUUUGAUAUUUGAUUAUUUUCAAAGCAUUAUUUUUAUUUACGCAUUGUGUAUAACGAAUGUCACCCUUUUCAAAAACUAACCUACGUUGUAUAAGCCUAUCACUGAGUAAACCGAAACAAAAAUUUGUUGAUACGAAGCUGUACUCUUAAAAGAACGAUCAAAUAAGCAUAAUUGAUGUCAGGUCAAUGUUAUUUCACGAAGCUAUUUGAUUGCAAAUUGAAUAUAUAGUGUCACCAUCAUUAUCAUAAAUAUACAGUGCGUAUAAAAAAAAAACGGGACAGUUUUGAAAAGUCUAUAAAAAAUUUGUUUCAAAUUAUUAUAUCUAUAUUUUGAUGUUAAUAGAUGCUCCUAGAUCUUAUCUUUCAAAUGCCAUUUAAAAAAAUAAAUUUUGUUCAUGCUUGAGCGAACACGAGCCGUUUUUGUCGGGGGCUCAAAAAGAGGCUUGCGCCAAAAUGGCAGAAAAUAGAAAUUUGAUGAUUAGACUUUUGGCUAAUCAGCAGACUUCUUCUUAUUCUUUUCAUUAUUUUUGCCAUAAUUUUCGAAUUAUGUUGUCAAAUUUCAUUGACAAAUUUAUUUAUUUACCUGAACUAUUUUGUUUUUCAUUUAAACUUCUUUAACCUUUGAAUUUUCCUUCAUAAGUAAGAAAUGAAGACUUUUUGUCAACCCAUACAUAAGAAGAUUUGCAUUAAUAAUUGGGAGAAUUUGUAAUUAUUCAAACAUUUUAUUAUAAGAAACAAAUCAUGUUUUGGUACCUAUAAAAGACAUGAAUCAUAUUUUCAAGGGGUUAUUGAAUCCUUCACGAAGUUUAAUGUGCUUGACAGGAUAAACAGGAAAGGUAUCAUGUCUUUCAACGGCAAUGAUGUAUUGAGUCAAUUUAAUGGAGCCAGAUAUGGCAGAUCGGGUAAAAUGUAUUAAAAAGUUGUGCAACGAGCAAACAAGAAUUUCCACUUUUUUAUUAAAAUGUCAAAUUUUGUGAUUUU
Messenger RNA from Lytechinus pictus (painted urchin), 3090 nucleotides. RefSeq names its product galanin receptor type 1-like. Gene Ontology annotation, molecular function: neuropeptide receptor activity. NCBI's taxonomy places the organism in Eukaryota, Metazoa, Echinodermata, Echinoidea, Temnopleuroida, Toxopneustidae. Gene Ontology annotation, biological process: neuropeptide signaling pathway. The record is from RefSeq and is a predicted model, not a curated record. The transcript is spliced from 6 exons. Bases 44 to 1267 code for a protein of 407 amino acids. Gene Ontology annotation, cellular component: plasma membrane.